Episyrphus balteatus (marmalade hoverfly) is the source of this 4867-nucleotide messenger RNA. RefSeq lists its product as uncharacterized. Gene Ontology annotation, molecular function: protein binding. Gene Ontology annotation, cellular component: plasma membrane. The transcript has 21 exons. NCBI's taxonomy places the organism in Eukaryota, Metazoa, Arthropoda, Insecta, Diptera, Syrphidae. The coding region runs from base 1247 to 4666 and encodes 1139 amino acids. The record is from RefSeq and is a predicted model, not a curated record.
AAUUUGCGUCAGUCGAGUUAUGGUUUUGAAAGCUUCCGCAAAUCAAGGAGCUGCAACGCGUCGUUCUGCAUCAGGUGUUGGUAAAUGUGAAAAACGGUUAUGGCUAUGUUGCCUUUUAAUAUCCUUGUGUUUCCUGUUUGCUUUGUAAUAUAAAUUGUGUGUCUAUAAACGGGUUUUAGUUUUUCUGUUUUUCUUUCACAUUCUUUCGUCCUUCGGAAAAAGGAUUUGUGUUUUAAAACGAAUAAAAAAAACGAAACAAUUGUAUAUUCGCAGUGACCGUGAAUUUUUUUUUUUAUUGUCUUGUCUAAGUGUUGGGGAAACACAGGAUAUACGUUUAUACGAACUCUCGACAAGAGUUUACCUACUCUCUGACGUCAACGAGACGCCCCGUGACGGUAGUUGUGAUCUUGAAACGUUCGUUCACGUCGUGUCGUUUUUGUUUGGUAACAUUUCGAAAGCAGAAUUACCAACGACAGCAGCAGCAUCAACGUAUGGAUGUUAAUAUUCUACACCAAAAAUAUAUAUAAAUAAAUAAAAACGAAAUUAAAUUAUAAUUUAAUUCAAAAUCCAAAAAAAAAACACAAGUGUUCACAUAAACUUAACAAAAACAAAAAAUAAAUAAGAAUUAAUAAGCAUUAAUAUUUAAUCCACACUGCCUCAACCAAAAGCAAUUCAAAUUAAAUAUUAUGGGACUCACGUAAUCGCAUCGAUAGCAAUCGAAGGGGAUUUUGAUCGACUCCGAUAGAAAAAGAAUCAAGUGAAGAGUUAAAUCGAAAGCCGGUUGGUUUUUCUCGCUUAUAAAUUUUCUUUUUUUUUCUCAUUUUGUGAAGUACUUUCCCUCCCCCGGCCCCCUAUUGAAUCAACAACAACACAUACUCGCCCCCUAAAUCGAUCGUUAGGAAAAAAUACCAAGAGAGAAAAACCUUGUCAUUGGAUUAUUGAGAUUCAGGUGGCAGAGGAGGAGGAUUAAAGCAGAUUGGAACGCGAAGGACGACGACCAACAACAAAAAGAAGGUAUGUUUCCAUUGACGACAAGGAAGAUUUGAGAAAAAUUGUGAUAAGUGACGAAAAGACGGAAUUAGAUAAAAAUAGACAAGAAAGUGUCAACAAUAUCGUUGAAGAGCAGCAAUCUACUAAUAGAACAUCGAGAAGAGCUCUAAACGUUUGAUAUAAUGUCGGAAGUGUAACCGAAAUUCGAAAUUGGAUCUCUGUUGCUGGUGACUGAGAGAGGCUGAGGGCGUGGGCAAUGUUCAAAGAUUCAAUAAUGACGAAAUGGCGACGAAAAAGCGACAUUUCGAGCGUUUUCAUCGAUGCAAUAUCAAAAAGGACCCUCAUCACUACCACCUACUCAUCAAUACGACCAACAACAAUGUUCGUUGUUGUGCUGACUCUAGUGCCAAUACUUUCAUCAGUAGUGACCGGAGCCGGAACUCCAACGACAACCAAACCCUCCCAACUGGCACCACCCACCCAAUGCAGAAUGUCAGAAUUCACAUGUACCAAUGGACGGUGUGUGUCGUUAAAUAAUUUCUGUAACAAUAUUAACGAUUGUGGCGAUGGCAGCGACGAACCUCGAUUUUGUACACGAUGUAACAAGACUUACUAUGGCGACAUCGGACUAACGUAUUCCCUGGAAUUACAUCGACCAAAACAGGAUAAGAUUCCGUACGUGUGUAUCCUGACAUUCACUGCCGCUGGCGGGAUUCAUGGCGACGUUGUGCAGGUAACGUUAGACAGUUUUACAAUUGGACGAUUUACAUCUUACGUGCAUGAUGGGUGUCCUGAUGGAUAUAUGCAAAUUUCUGAAUCGGCAAGAACUCCCAUUGGUGGGAUGUGGUGCGGAUCAUCAUGGGGACCAGUAUUGUUUUAUAGUGAGACCAGAUCGCUAGUAUUUACUGUUAAACUCAACAGACUUGCUCGAGAUCAAAGUGGAUACAAUUUCGACUUUCGUAUACGUUACAAGGUCCUAUCUCGAGAUAGUGCAGUCACACGUUACGGUGGGAUUAAACUAGAAGACUUUACUCCUUGGUAUAAUGUCAGCAAUUUUUUACAUCAAAAUGCCAUCGAGGAUUUUACGAAUUCCAGUGCACGUUCGGAUCGCUAUGGACAGGAUUUUAGUUUGUUUAGUUCGUAUGUUAACGAUAAGUCCUUUACGAGCAUCUUGGAUAGGCCUGUGAUGAAGGACGACCAAAAUUACACCGAACCGAAAUAUUAUUUGGGAGAUCUAAUCCCAGGGACCUAUUGUUCAAGGAUUUUCAGCGACUGUGAUAAAAAAGUUUGCCGUCUUCAAUCACCAAACUAUCCAGGAAUUUAUCCCAGAAAUUUAACUUGCUACUAUGCGGUGCGACAGCACGACGUGCCUGAUGGAAAACAUGCCCUCAUCCUUGUACGCCAGCCAAAAGGAAACCUCGUUUGGAUAUCUACACAAGAGACGAUUGGUAAUAAGAUAGGGAAUACAAAUGAAAAGGAUAAGAAAUUUGAACCUCGCCUCAAGACCUGGAACGAUUGUGACUACAUUCAGGAUAGCCCAAACCCGAAAUGGAAAUCAACGGAUUACGUGACCGUGUACGACGGGUACACCAUUAGGGAUCCGGUAAUCCUAAAGUUUUGUGGCGGUGGACAGAGCGUGCCAGCGGCAGUCUCCAGUGGCCCACAAUUAUUAGUUGAGUUUACUACAUCGCCGUUCGGAACGUUUACUGGCACCUCAUCCCAAAUCCUGCCUCUGCAUGGAUUCCAACUUGAGGUUGAAGUAAAGUUCGUAGAUAUACAAAGUCCAACGUAUGCAAAGAACAAGAAAUUGUGUGAAUUUUGGAUUCGUGGCUCGGGGCGUGGUAUAUUGGAGAAUCCAAAACAUUCGCUAGCACCGAACACUACUUGUUUGUAUCAUUUACAAGGAACGGGAGUUUUCAAAACCUACGACCAUUUAAGUUUGCCCCGGCGCUCGGGGCAGCAAUAUCAAAUGCCACUGUCACGAUUCAAGGUCUGGAUAUCGAUGUUGAAAUUCAAUUUGGAUCCGGCGUUUGGGUUUCAGGAUGAGACAUCGGUUGGGGCGAUUGGAGUCCUUCAAACGCACGAGGACUGCAGUGGGAUGUUGAGAAUUUGGGAUGGUGCCUUAAGGGAACCUCCUGUCUGCAAGGAUUUGAAUUGUGAACGUGAUAUCCCUAACCAUCCUGUCUUGGCACAAUAUGGACAAAACUACACAAACGUCAUAGCUCGUUUUUGCCGAGGGACUGUACCGAGAACCUGCGACCGAGCGAACAUCAACGAAACCCAUGCACGUCCUUGUAUGGUUAGUGAAAGCUAUGUAUCGAGUGGUGAUACUAUAACCCUCGAACUAAGGAAUACCGAAUCUACAGUUCUAAGACCACUGGACUUCAAGCUCAAGUAUGAAUUUGUUGACCUGCAUCAGGAUGGUAUACCAAUGGCUGGCGAACAUGACUGCAAUCGGAAAUUCGUUAGCAGCCAAAUGGAUCGCAAGGACCCAGCUAUCUUUCGCAGCAUUCGUAACAUAUUCAUGUUCGGUCGUGGGGGUACUCGAAAUCUCAGAUGCAUUUACAAAUUCGAAGGACAACGAGGUGAACGUGUUCGUAUUAAGUUAAGGAAGGUUACCACAAUGAAUCGUAUGUGCACAUCGAAAGUGGAUGAGGAUAUCAAUAGGUCAUUUUGCUAUGGUAACACCAAUGUUCGUGUUGAGAUUUUCGAAAGGCCCUAUCAUGAUUCGAUUCUUUUGCCACGUGGUUGUUUGUGCAAUUCUUCGAAUGCAUCCCAUUUACCGGUUGAAUACACCUCAACCAGCAGAGACCUAGAGGUGCAUUUUACUGCCCUCAACAUGACCACACUCGAUGACCCGGACGCAUUGAACUUCGAAGGACUCUUUGAAUUCGUCAAGGGACCAACAAGCUGCAAGGAUGGCCGAAGGAAAUUCGGUCCAAGUGGCACCAUUGACAUGACGUUCGGAGACAUGGAUUGCCGAACCCGACCAUGGUUAAUCGAGCCUUCAAAUGGAAACAAGUUCUUGUAUGUCCGACUGAAGGGCAUCUUCCUGCGAAAGUACAGUCCGAAUAUUUACAAAACGAUUAAUGCGACAGUGAUAGGCACCAGCUCAUACCGGUGCGAAACCAAGGCCAGAGUUGUGCUGACAACAUCUGAAGGACUCACAAUAACGGCAUGUCCUUUGGGUGAGAACUCAAAUGCAUAUGAGUUUGUAGAGAUAUUCAGUGCCGGCUGGAACGAGAGACCAAAUUAUGCUAUAGCCAACCGAUCGAAGGCCAUCAGUGUCGAGUUCCUCAGACCGGAUAAUGGUGAUUUCACAUUCAAUUGGAUGGAAUUGGUUCCUAGACCAGCCUUGGGCUUAGUAGAAGACUGUACAUUCAAGUGCUCCGAAUUGGGGGCAUGCGUUAAUGCCAGCGUGUGGUGUGAUGGCAUUGUGCAUUGUCCAUCUGGCGACGAUGAGUCGUUCCUGCAGUGUUCUGCCAUCAUGAAACUGCCAGCUGAAAUUUUAGCCACAUUGUGUAUCCUAAUGGUGCUGUUUUGCUGUGGAUUUGUUGCGUUCGCAUACAAAAAAAUCAAACGAAAACUUCGGGGGUCAUCGGUACUGCAAACCCGCCUAAAAUCUCUCAGUUCAAUGGACACAGCCGUUUUCGAUGAAAAAGAUGUGAUUUGCUGACAAAGCGACAAUUCUGUACGAUAUGUGGAAAUAGAUCGUGUUACAACGGUCUGACCACAUUCAAUCAAUAUCGUACAGAAUUGUGCCCCGGAACUAGAGACUUUAUGUAAACAAAAACCAACAACAACAACCACACUACUAAAACUACUAAUUAUAUAUACCAUUUAAACUAUCAACUAUUGACUAAAAAAAAAAACAAAA